Molecule: messenger RNA, 1429 nt
Organism: Gorilla gorilla gorilla (western lowland gorilla)
Lineage: Eukaryota; Metazoa; Chordata; Mammalia; Primates; Hominidae
Gene: SPATA32
Product: spermatogenesis associated 32
Exons: 6
Coding region: 299-1396 (365 amino acids)
Biological process (GO): spermatogenesis
Cellular component (GO): perinuclear region of cytoplasm
Molecular function (GO): actin binding
Source: RefSeq, a predicted model, not a curated record
GGCAGCAUCCACCAGCCCGCUCCCCGCCUCCAGGACAGAGCCUCGGUCUGCAUGGGGGUGACAGGCUGGAGUGCAAUGGCACCAUCUCGGCUCACUGCAACGUCUGCCUCCCGGGCCGAAGCCAUCCUCCCUAUCAAAACCUAACAAAGACAUUACAAGAAAAGAAAAUUGUACACCGAUAUCCCUCAUGAAUAUGCAUGUGAAAAUUCUGAAAAAAAGCCAAUCAGAUUCAACAACAUAGAAAAAGGGUACCCAUGGAUUUCCAUGCUGCGGCAAAGGGUCAGUGGAGGUUGCAGAGAUGCGAGAUGACUUAAGUCAACACCAGAUACAAGAGGAACAGGAGCUGGAGGCAGACAUGCUAGAGCAGAAGCCUCAACUCAAAGUGGACCUGGACCCGGACCCAGACCCAGACCCAGACCCAGACCCAGAACUGGAGAUCGGACAGGUGCCGGCUUUACUGGAGUCAGAGCUAUACCCAGCCCUCAAGCUUGAAGCUGAGCUGGACACGGAAGCCAACUCGAACAAGGAGUCUGACUUCGAAGAACUCAUGCAGCUGGUAUGCAAGGUAGAGUCCGUCCACUCCAACAUGGGGCUGCCCAAGCCACAGAUCUUCAGACCGUGGAGUCUGAAUUCAAACUGCCGGAGUUUCACGGAGAAGAACCACGUGUCUGCCUGCCAUCACUCCAUCAGUGCGCAGACCUCCAAGCACCUCUUCUGGGCAAACAAGCUCAUCCAGGCCUCAGAGCACAGCCUGCAGCGGGCCAUCAACAUGCAGCUCAACAAUGACAGCACAGGCCAGCCCAUCAGAUCCCCGCUCCGGGAGGCCAUCCCCACCAACGCCCUGUGCUCCAAGGAGCAGCUCCAGAUCCCUGAUGCCCACUCAGCUCCUCCAGCCACAAGCUCCCAGGCGCCAAGCCCCCUCCUGUCCUCAGAUCUCCCGCCACCCAUUGACCUGACAGAGCUAAUCACCUUUGCAUCUUCCCUGGCCAUGGCCUCCUCCAGCAGGAUGGACCUGCCCAGUUUGGAACACAUGAUGAAAACUCCACCCCAGGAGGCUCUGGAGCCUUCCACAGAGCCCCUCCUGACCACUGUGGAGGAGCGAGAGCCAGAAAAUCACUCAGAGACCCUGCCAGAGAAACCACGCGUAGCCAGAGCACCACUGAAAUCUUGGAGUCAGGAAGACAAGAACUUCGCUCAAUCUUACUUUGACUUCAGCAAGCCGGGGAUCAAGAGGGCCACCAUCAAAGGGCAAAUGCAGCUUCUCCAGCCACCAGCCACGUCCCCUCUGCUGCAGGGAGGCAAGGAAGACUCAGUGCCGCCAGGAAAAGAGAAAGAGAAUCCAUUAUUGGUGAAAAUCCAUUUUAAGCUGUCAGCCCCAACAAUCCCAGAGAAAUGACUAGACAGAACCAAUAAAGCCUCCAGUGCUGGC